AUGUUACCAAAAUACCUCCUUCUAGCCCUUCUCGUUGGAGUGGUGGCUCUCGCCACUCCCUCCGACGCUGGCUACCAGCCCCCGGAGAAGGAGCCACCAACUCCUAUCCAAAAACCUGUAGGCCCUAAAUUCCCGCCACCCGGACACAAACCACCAACUCUUGCCGACGCGGAGAAGCCUCCUAGUGGAGGUGGACACAAGCCUCCUAGUGGAGGAGGUGGACACAAGCCGCCGACUCUCUCCGAUGCCAAGGACGGCGACGGCCACAUCCCCGAGCCUAAGCCCAAACCGUAUGAGAAGCCACCGGUGCACGUGAAGCCGCCAGGACCUUACAAGCCACCUCACAAGCCACCAUCCACUGACUAG
Elaeis guineensis (African oil palm) is the source of this 366-nucleotide messenger RNA. The record is from RefSeq and is a predicted model, not a curated record. Lineage: Eukaryota; Viridiplantae; Streptophyta; Magnoliopsida; Arecales; Arecaceae.